AGCUGAUCAGGUUUCUUGGUAAAGUUUUUUCACGGCUGGUCAUUUGUAAACAAAAAUAAAAAAAAUACACGGCUCAAUGAAAAAAUAGAAAAAUAAUUCAAAGUUAUUUUUAUCCACCUUAAGAAAAUAGCAAACAUUUAUCCGUUAUUAAUGCAGAUUCGCGCGUGGCGAAAAUAUGGAUAAGAAAAAAGAUAUUUACAAUUUGUGGGUGCAGUACACGACGAAGAAUGAAGAAUCAUAUUUUCGUGAAUUUAUGGAACGUUUUGUUUCCAUUUGGCAAAGUCAAUUACCUUUGGAUUUCUCUGCAGCCGAUUGUCCCUACUGGUAUGAAGUUCAAUCUGAUCAGGGACCACAUUUAGGGCGCUUACCCGACGAACUGUUGCCGGCUAUUGGUAAAUUUAUUAUUGUCGCCAGUGAUUCGUGCCAAAAUGGUGAAAUCACUGAUGAAACUAUACGUCAAAUUGCCAUACUGGUCGACUGUUUAAUAAUUGUUUGCCGGCAUUUUGAUAAUAUUUUGGCUGUUAUCAAAUAUGAAUAUAAGCCAAAUUUAAUUGCUAUUCUUACCCAUGUAUAUCACCAGUGCAUUGAACAGAAACAUGCAUCCCCAGAAGUUGGACAUUUGUUUCGUAGCUUUUCACGAUUCCUGGAGGUUAUGUAUGAUCCGUACUUGACAUGGCGUAGCUUUUUACGCAAUAGUUUUGCUGAUUAUAGAAAAUUGUCGUAUAAACCCCAUAUGGUACAUGUCGAAAUUAUACCGUUUAUUUAUGAUUGUUUUCAACAAAAUGAUAUAACAAAUUUUCCCGAUAUUGGAGAAUCAUUAAUACAUACAUUAGGUGCAAUAAUUUGUGGAUCGCAGAAAACAUUAGCCUCUAUAACAAAUACAAAUUAUCUUAAAAAAUCUGGUGAUGGUUAUACAAUCUGUGAUAAUUUGCGCAAUGGCAUGCGUGCCAUUUGUCCGGCUACCGUAUCGGUUUUAAUGAAAAUUCUUUCCCAAUGGGAAACGUCAAAUAGCUUACGAACUAUUACUCUAAGAUGCUGUGCUCUAAUGGUCAUUGUUUUACAAAAAUCUAGUCCGGAAGAACGCCAAAUAGAUUUAGUUACCCUUAUUAAGCUAUACUGUGAUGUUUUGGAGGAACUUUUAAAAACGGACAAUUUCCAAAAGAAUGCCGGUGAUACCUUCAAUAUAGCUCCCGAUGACAAUGAUCCCAAUAAUGAUCAGACAAUCGAUGUUAAUGCUUUAGACGCAUCUAUAGACAAUAUCAAUGUAUUCUUAUGUGAUGGCUCCACAUCAAUGUUUAUUUGUGAGGCCAUUGAGGAUACUAAUUUGGUGGAUAUUUUAAUAGCUAUGCCCAAAGCUGUAGCAGAAUGGAAUUUAGAUUAUAAUCAACUUUUAAUAAAAGUUAUGAAAGCUUUGGCAUCAAUUACCAGAAAUUCGUUACGCAUAACUGAACAAAUACGUUAUUAUGACAAAAUUAGUAAAUUGUUUACGGGUCUAAUGGAUGUUGGUUUACCAGCCACCGAUCUAUUGGAGGCCUGUGUUGAAUUAGCCUAUGACGAUGGUAAAGGCCUGCUUACAUUGCCAGAAGUAUUGACAAAACUUAUUGAGUGGCUACCGCAAAUGGAUGCCAGAGAACAGGCAUUUUUGAGCCAUAAAAUACUUAAAGCUUGUACCGACAAUUAUGGAACAAAAACCAUUGCUUGUGAGACCCGAAUUAUCAAAAGUAUAUGCCAAUGCUUGCAACAUUCAGACAAGCUCUCCGAUCAAUGUAUACAGAAUUACAUUAAAUUAAUUGAAGAGUUGAGUAAACUCAGUAUUAUACCCAUCGAAUUGAAAAGUAUUUUUAGUCUAUUACGCAAAGAAAGUCAAUUUCCACAUCAUAAACAAUUAUUACAGACUUUGGUUAGCGUCUCGUUACAAUCGUUGACAAGCACAAAUUUGUGUUCCCAAUAUUUUAAUUUCUGUGAACCUGGAGAUGGAAUUGUUGUUACCGAUAUAAAAAAUUGGUCUAUGUCUGGUGCUUACGGUUUCAUAUUUCAUAUUUUAUUACGUCUCGAUAGUAAUUUUAAAAAAUCAAAUUCUAAAUUGAAUAUUGAUGCCAAGACAGAUGACCAACAACAACCACGUCAGGAAUGUCGGCGUAUGCUACUAAAUUUGCGUACCGGCAGCAAUACAGGUUUUGAAAUUUUCAUACAAAACAAUGGCAACAUUGUUGUUGCUGCACUUACAAAACGGGAAUAUUUGACCUCUUCGGUGGCUUCCACAACUCUGCUGGACGGUCAAUGGCAUUAUGUAACUGUAGCCAUUACACCACCAAAAAGGCCUUUCUCCUAUAGCCAAAUAAAUGUUUUCAUUGAUUUUGUGCAGAAAAUAAGUGCAACACUGAAAGUGGCGGCCAUAAAUGAGCCUUUUUUGUACUGUUCGGUGGGAUCGGCAUUGCAAGAAAUAAAAACGCCGGCGUCAAAUGCGGUCUCAGCUACAAAUGCAAACAGUGGAAGUUUGCCAAGAUCAUCGUCACAAGAUACCAAUCAAGGUUAUCGCAGCAUGCUGCCCAGCCUGUUGGAGAAGACAUUGUCGUCUAAUGUUUCCAAUUACUUUACCCUACCGCUCAGAUCACAAUCCACCUCAUAUGAUCCGAAUGUUAAGAAUUUCCCUGUGGGCAUGCAGGAAACUGUGUUUGGUGAACAACAAUGUCUUGGCGGUCAGGUGGGUGGUGUUUUGCUGGCCGAACCCACCACCAGUCUUAAGACCGUUUUUGAUGCUGGCAUUAAUUUUUCUUCGAUAUUUUCUCAAGACAAUGAUCUGUUGGAGUUGACAUCACGUUUUGUGUUUUGCUAUGCUCCCGGAGCCUAUUCGCAUAGCACCUGCUUGGAUUUAAUACCAACUGGAAAAUACAUGGGUUUGGUACAGGCCCAACAUUGUGCCAUUGUCAAAAUACAAGAUACCAUUAAUAGUGUGGGCGGAGUUCAGGCCAUAUUGCCCAUAUUGCAUCGCAUAAUCAAGGAAAACAAUGAUGAUUUUUCACUUAGCACAACCGAUACGGAAGCCCUGGAGUCUGGAGAAUCGCUGAAAACACCAAUGGCCGAGGAAUUUGCUGAUUGGGAAAUCUUGUCUACCAAUUCUUAUACCGAAUGGAAAAUGAUACAAUUCCCCUUGGCCAGCUUUAUGUGUUUCAUUCGUUACCUGACACACGAACAUGACAACAAUCAGGAGAAUUUGUUGCAUUCGGAAUGUUUGUCGAUUGUGGGCAUGAUGCUGCAAAAAUGUCCAGCGAAAAUGUUUGAUGUUAAUGCCUUGAUGGCCACACACUUGUUUAUGGAAUCGUUGCAGGGUCACAAAACCUCAACAGGGCAGGCCAAUGGAGCCCUCUUGGAAGAGCUCUAUACCUCUAUAGCCUUCAAUUUUGAUAUUUGGGUUCGUAUGCCCUUCCAAAUAACACUGGGUCAUGUGCAAUACUUGGGAGCAAUGAUUAAAAACGAUCGCAAAUAUUUUCGCAAAAAAUUUGGAAUACAAUUUUUCCUGGACACAAUUCGUCAAUAUUAUGGCACGCCGGAAAAUAUAACGCCCGAAGAUGCAAAGACCAUUCGUUCAACCUUGUUCGGAAUUGUUCGAUUCUAUUUGCAAAAGGAUAUUAACAUCAAGGAGAUUGGAACAAUAAUAGCAUUCUUGGCAUCUGUCAAGCAGGACCAUGUACUUAUUGAGUUUUUGGAAAUAAUGAAUAUGCACAUAAAGGGUAAAAAUUGUCGUGAUCAAUUGAUCCUGUUGCUACAUGAGCCUCAGGCGGCCAAUUUGAUUUACAAUUAUUUCAUAGAUAAAAACUACAGCUGUGAAUUGCAGGAAGCUGCCAUAAGGUUUAUAAGCAGCAUAUUGUCCACCUCUCGUGUCCACCCGAAAUAUAAGCAAAUUAUGCGUUUACAUGAUCCCACCACAGACGCCUCGCUGUUUCCUGGGCUAUUCUCCUACACCAUACCUAUGGUGCUGAGUUCCACCAUCCUAUUUCAUUUAUUGGAUGAAAUGUUAAGUACGGAAAUCGAUUAUUGUGGCAUCAUAUUUUUAGUGCACAAUGUCAGUAGUUGUGAACUGCCGGUAAAAUUGGAAGUUGCAAAACGUCUGUUGCAGUGUACCUUUACAAAACAAAAUUCUGCUCAGGCCAUAGCCAAACAACCGGGCUGGCAGGAAUCCAUAGCCCGUUUGCUCGUAAGACGGCCGAUUGAAAAUGUCAAACCAGACGAAGAGAAACGGAAGAGUUUUGGCAUUAACCUGGAUGUUUUGUUGGAGGACGAGAAUAAAUUCGACAAUCAAGGUGACCUCAUCAACUUCUGUGAACAACAAAUUGAACAAAUGGAAGGUCAAGAUGGCAAUGAAAGUGGUCUAAUACUCAACGAGAUACAAGCCAGUGUUUCGGAGGCUGCCAAUGUUUUGGAAAGUGAAAUAAAGGAAUUGGCCGAUACAGUCUCGGGUGUGGUAGUGGAAAAUGUUAGCUCUGUCUUUUCUGUUAUCAGACAAACCACCCAUGAUUUGCAAGAUACUUUCGAGUCAUUGACACAUCAAACAAGCACCACCACAAGUGCUGAUACAGUAGACACCAUAUCAAUGGACCUCAGCAAACAACGCACGGAAUCCAUGAGUUCGGAUAGCUCAUCACAAUCUGCAAAAGCUGGAGCCAGAAAAACGGAUUCGAUUGAAAGUAAUUUGGAAUUUUCCUCUGAAGCAGAUGUUGAUAGCGAAGAGCAGUUGGUAUACUUGGUGACCAACACAUUGUUUACCAUAUUUUGGAGGGGAGUAGGUAAUGAUGAUCCCGAAUGUUGGAAGGAAAGAGGUCAAGUUCUGGGUUGUAUCAAUCUAUUGGCCCUCAAUAAUGAAUUAGUGGCCUCGCAUUUGUCAUUGCGUUUAAGAAUAUUGGAAAUGGCCGUACAGGCAUCAUUGUUUGAUUUGGCAGAACAUGGAAAUCAAACGUUGAUCAAUCAAGAGAAUGCCUCUCACAUCCUACGCAUGGUUUAUGACUUGGUGGUUUUGGGCUCCAAUGAAGAUGAAUCGAAAAAAUGCUCCACCAAGCUUCUGGACGGAGUUCUGGCCCUGUUGGAUGCCUUAAUGAUAUUCCAAUCUGAUUCAUCAGAUGAUUGGUCGGAUAUGAUACGUUUAUGUUUGGGUUUACUUUUGAAAUGUUCCCAUCAUCCCAAUCCGGGUGUUGUGGCAAUGGCAACGGCAAAAUUACAUGCCACACUACAAAGUCGCAAUGCGGCCAAUCCUAAUGAACUGGCCUAUUUGUUAUUCUCUAUUAAUAAAGCGCUGGAUAUAGCCAUUGAGGUUGGCAAUCCCGAACAAUAUUCAUUCCUUAUGCCCGUUAUGAAGGCCUUAAUUGAAAAAUGUCGCAUUGUAUUCAAUUUGGAUUCAGUAUUACCGGAUCUACCUCCCACUUCUUCGGGUCCGGUGUUUUUCAAUGAUUUCCAGAUGUAUAGCACAAGCAAAAAAUGGAAGAACUUCAUGGAACGAAUUAUACAACCACUCUAUGAUUCAUAUCAACGCGAUGUUGAAAUCAAUCUCUGGGAGCCCAUCAAUCGCUAUUGGGCCGAAUGCUAUGAGGCCUGCAAGGUGGCAUCGAAGAAGCGCAGUACAUUCCAAGCUGAGAACAGAACGCUGUUCCAAAAAAAAAUCGUCAUACCCUGGAAGGUGCGUCAAGUUGAAGAAACGAAACGUCUGAAUGCAGCUGCAUUGCAGCACAAACGACGCAGCAGUCACAUCAAGAAAAAGUGGAAAUGUGCCAAACGAUUCCUGUAUGGACCUCGUGGUCCCUGGUAUACGGGAACACCAAUAGAAGAAUACUGGACUCUAUCGAAUCAUGAAAAUGUGGCACGAAUGCGUCUAAAAUUGGAACCCCAACUGUAUCCAAAUAAACAUGAGAAUGCAUCAAAGUUGCGCGACAACGCCACAAAUCAUUACGAUGCCAAAGAGAUGCCAGAAUUUGAUUCGACAAUUAAAAAUGUUGUUGUUCGUGAUUUUCUCUCGAACGAUGAAAACUCUCAACUGGAGGAGGAUUUGCGACUCACAAUCGAACAACAAUCCCAACAGGAUAAUACCACAGAGAAGCUGGUUAUAUCACAGGAAUGCGAACUGAUAACACUGAUGACCAAGGUUAAGGGACGCAUUGAAGUCAAUCAGACAAUGUUCACAUUUAUCGAUCUAAGUCCACCGGCUGAAGAUGGUUCGAAGCAUGAUUUCAGAUUUUCCAUCCAAAAGAUACGAGAAGUCCAUUUGAGAAAAUAUAAUUUAAGAAGAAGUGCUUUGGAAAUCUUUUUAGUGGAUCAAACUAGUUACUUUUUGAAUUUUACCACAAAGACUCGAAAUAAAAUAUUUUCGAAAAUUCUUAGUCUGCAACCACCUAAUAUUCUCUAUGGCUCUGGUCGAUCACCGGCGGAAUUAUUAAAACAAUCUGGUUUGACCCAAAGAUGGGUAAAUCGUGAAAUAUCGAAUUUCGAAUAUCUUAUGUAUUUGAACACAAUAGCAGGUCGUUCAUAUAACGAUUUAAGUCAAUAUCCAGUCUUCCCAUGGAUUUUAGCUGAUUAUACGAGUGAUAUUUUAGAUUUAACAGAUCCAAAAUCUUUUAGAGAUUUAUCGAAGCCUAUAGGCGUGAUAAAUCCAAAAAAUGAAGAUGAAACACGUGCAAAAUACGACUCAUUUGAAGAUCCAUCCGGUGCUAUACCUAAAUUUCAUUAUGGUACACAUUAUUCAAAUUCUGCUGGAGUUCUACACUAUUUAUUGCGCGUCGAACCCUUUACAUCGUUGCAUAUUGAAUUACAAAGUGGUCGAUUUGAUGUAGCCGAUCGCCAAUUUCAUUCCAUACCACAGACAUGGAAACUGCUGAUGGACAAUCCCAAUGAUGUGAAGGAAUUGAUACCGGAAUUCUUUUAUUUUCCAGAAUUUUUGAAAAAUAUGAAUAAAUUUGAUUUGGGUCAUUUGCAAAUCACCAAGGAAAAAGUUGAUGAUGUUAUACUGCCACCUUGGGCCACAACGCCCGAGGAAUUCAUAGCCAUACAUAGAAGAGCCUUGGAAUCUGAAUAUGUUAGUCAAAAUCUACAUCAUUGGAUUGAUUUGAUAUUUGGCUACAAACAAAAAGGACCCAAGGCCGUCGAGGCCUUAAAUGUAUUCUAUUAUUGUUCUUAUGAAGGAGCUGUGGAUUUGGAUAAGAUCACAAAUCCCGUGGAAAGAGAAGCUGUUGAAGGCAUGAUAAAUAACUUCGGCCAAGUGCCUUCUCAAUUGAUGCGAGAACCUCAUCCACGCCGCCUGUCUCAGGAAGAAACAACUCUUAAACUUCUGAGAGCUGAACUCAAACGUCCAGAUAUAACACAGUUUUUGGACAAGGUUGUGCAAUACUAUUGCGAGAUUUCAACUCCGAAAGAUCCAAUUGUCUAUUUAAGUCCACCCAGAUCACCGCCACGCUCAUUUCUUCAAUUGAGUCCCGACACCUUGAUAAGCAUUUCGAAAUCAUGUAUAUUGGGUUGUAAUUCAUGGAUGGCGUAUGAUAAAGAUCGAGGUUUUCUAUUGGAAAUCGACGCAACAACAACAAAUCUGAAAAACCGCAAACGCAUCUUUGGCCCCCUACAUCCCUCACAAGCAUCACAUUCCCAAAUGUUUGCUGUUAGUACGGAUGGCAAACUUCUGUAUGCCGGUGGUAUAUGGGACAACUCUUUGCGUGUUUACAGUAUACACAAGGGCAAAGUUGUUGCUUCUGUCACAAGGCAUUUGGACAUAAUCACCUGUUUGGCUUUGGAUAAUUGUGGUUCUUAUUUGGUGACCGGGUCACGUGAUUGCACCUGUAUUAUUUGGAGCAUACAAAAUUCACAUUCUAGCUCUGGUCCAGCCACUUCAAACAUACCCGUACAUGCUCUUACUAGUCAAACAAAUCUACAGUCAAUUAUACAACUUAAUACACAAAAUAGUUUUUCACCUAAACCCUUGACAACACUGUAUGGUCACGAUGACUCGAUAUCGAGUGUAGCUAUUUACACAGAACUGGAUAUGGUGGUUUCGGGAUCUUUGGAUGGCACCGUUAAUGUUUACACCAUACAAGAUGGACAAUUUUUACGCACAUUAAAACCAAUUGGUUGUACUGAGUUUUGUGUACAAAUUUCAUAUGUGACCAUUUCUUAUCAUGGUCACAUUGCAUUUAGUGCAUUGGACGAUGCUUCUCAUUCGGUUCAUGUUUAUAGCAUUAAUGGAACGAGUUUGGGCUCCAAAUACGUUUCGGGCCGAGUUACAGGAUUGGCGACCGCCUCCGAUUAUUUGGUAGUCGCUGACGAUGCUGGAGAUAUAACAUUGAGUCGUUUGCAUGGAUUGAAGCCUGUAUUCGAUAUACCACUGCACGUGCCGAUACAAACGGUAAUCGUGACGCCCGGCAACACCCAUGUACUGGCCCCCUUGCGCGAUGGGCGUUUGGCCGUUGUGGCGGUCCAUUUGCCCUUGAACAGUGCCAAGAAACAUUUGGUGCUGAAUGUCUAAAAUCGCAAUGAAUGAGAAAAAGUUGGUUUACUUCGUUGAUGAUUGAUCCAUCACAAAUGACAGACAAUAUUUGGACACAUUUGUCAAAAAAAUCCGCUCCCUCUCUCUCACACCACACCACACCUGUAGCUGUCUGUUUAUAUUUAAGCCGUCUAAAUAAAAAUAGGAUGAAAGCAAUCUUUGUAUCUAUCUGUCUAUCUGUCAUAACUAAAAUAACACUUCACACCACAACGUAAGCACAUACGCAUUAUAUGUUUCGUCUAUAUUUAAUAAUAUUUAGUAUUUUUAAAUUUAAAAAAAAAGUGAAAGCAAAUCACUUAAAAUACUGUAAUUUUCCACAAUUAUUUUUUGUACUUGUUCUUGAGUUUAUUCUUAUCUGUUUCUUUUUUUUCGUUUAAAUGUUGCAAUGUAUGAAAAAUUUCCACAAUUUGGCAUGUUCCAUUUGUGACUCAGAAAGUCUGCGUAUAUUUCUAAGAACAUUUAUUUUUUACUUUCAACUUGUUAAUGAGAAAUGUAUGGUAUUAAAUAGUAAUUAUGGCACAGUGUUUUAAAGGUUUACGUUUGGACAAAUCACACUUAGAAUUCUAAUAUAUAAGGGUAAGGAGAACUAAGAAAACUGUUGUUAGCCAUUUUACACUAAAAACAAAUCAUUGUCGGUUUGAUACACGAGGAAUAUAACACACUUGGACUUUUCGAAUUAUCAAAAUUAUUACCGAUAACAGUUUAUAAAACUGUAUUAAAUAACAAAAUCGUUUAAAAAUUACUUAAUUUUUGUUUAAUAAUUGCCGAUAGCAAUAUUUUAAAAAUGUUUAAUUAAAAAAUGACUAAAUUGUUGGAGAAAGAAGCUAGAUUUUAGUCUAAUAAUGUGAUAUAUGAAAAUUACUAUAAAUUUUUUUUUUUUUUUUUCAAAACUUAAUAGCAAGAUAUUCUCAGUAGUCUGUAUAGAGAGAAUUUUCUCUCUUACGUAUAUAUAUUCAUGAUCACCAUUAAAUUCAAAGUCGAUAUAAGAAUGUCCGUCUGUCUGUUGAAAUCACGAUACAGCCCACAUUAUUUCACGUAGAGCAUCCAAAUUUUACACAACAUUAUGUCUAGGAUGGUUGGUAUUGAAAAUGAGAUAAGAUAUAUCAGUCCACGUUGUGGUAUAGUCGCCAUAUAACGGUACCUUACGAUAUUCGGUUUUUUGAAGAUUUUCGCCACAUUUUCCCACGGACUUAUCUAAAAAUUGGUAUUUGUAGGUCAUAAUGGGUUCUAGCUCCGGUGGCGGCACAUUGUAUGUAUAGGUCCACGUCAAAAUACCUAAUUUCGGGAAGAUAUAAUGCAACUAUACAUACUUUCCGAAAUUCGGUAUUUUGAUGAUUUUCAGCACAUUUUCUUCUGAAGAAGCUAAAACAAAAACGCUCGAUUUUGAAUUACGGAAUUCAAACCAUUCCGAUUCGAUACUGUGACAUGCCUGAUAAGAUAUGACAACUAAGAAAUUUUUUUCUCGAAAAUGUUAACCUUCAAAUGACAGAUUUCUCCACAUUAUUUUAAAGCAUCCCUUUAAAAAGAUGUGGUGAAGGAUUUUUCUAUUCGUUUUACAAAUUCAAAACAGUGGCGGAACAUUGUAUGUAAAGGUCCACGUUUUGGUAUAGUUGCCAUAUAACAGUAUCUCGCGAAAUUAGGUUUUUUUUUUGAUGCUUUUCGCCACAUUUUUUCACGGAUUUUUCUAAAAAUUGCUAUUUGUAGGUCAUAAUGUGUUCUAGCUCCGGUAGCGGAACAUUGAAUAUCUAGGUUAAUUUUUUCCUCUAGCGCACACAUUACGGUACCCACCGAUAUUCGGUAGUCACAUUUACCCGCGAAAUAGAUAACAAUUGUUGUAAUAAAAAGUUGUCUAUAUAGGUACCCGUUUUGGUAUGGCCCCAUAUAACGGCCCCCUCACUUUAUGUUUUUUUAUGGCCGGGCUGAACUUUUAAUACACUCCACCAUUUGAAGGAACUAUUGAGCUUACGAUCUCGUCACUUGGGUAAAAAAUGUUUUUUGUCAUAGAAGUUAUUUUUAAAAUAACUUCUGGGGAGAAUAUCCCAGACAAAAAACAAGGGAACUGAUGAGGAUUGGUGGCUCUUUCCGAAACCUAGGUAUUCCCUGCCUUACCCCCUGGUAAACAUUACCAUCGUUCUCCACUAAUAAACAGACGUUGUUUUUUAUAAAAACAACAAUAAAGGGAUAAAGCCUGACCAUUUUGCAACAACAAAAUACUACGGUAUCCCGAACAAACAAGCCACACUAAACUUGAAAAAUUUCAAAAAUCUUCCGAAAACUACCACUUAAAUGAAAACUGUUAUAUGGAGACGUGGACCUGCUUACGAAAUUGUUUGUCAUAGCCUGUAGUACCCAUUACGAUCUUCGAAUACAAAAUUUGAAACAAUUCCGGUGAAUAAUGUCGCCUAAUCAUAGAAAUACCGAGUAUCGGGAGGUACCGUCAUAUAGGGGCUAUACGAAGACGUGGACCUGAAUACAAAAAUAUGGUCAUAGGCUGUAGUACCCACUACGAACUUUAAAUACGAAAUUUGAAAUAAUUCCGGUAAAUAAUGUCGCAAAAAUCAUGAAAAUACCGAACAUCGGGAGGUACCGUUAUAUGCGGGCUAUAUGAAGAUACAAAAACAAUGUAUAUAUAUUCUUGAUCAGCCUAAAAUUCUAAUAUGUUGUAAUCACACUAGAGUCAAAACGAAUAAAGAUGGGUAGCUAAUAUUUUGCACAGAUCAGUCUUUUGUCUGUAGGCAGGUCAAGUUCGAAGAUGGGCUAUAUACAACUGUACCCCCGAUAUUCCGUAUUUUGAUGAUUGUAGCCAAAUUUUAUUAAUUUACCGUUCAUAAUGGAAACUACAUGGAAAAUUGCGUAUGCAGGCCCACGUCUUCGUAUUAUGAUGAUUUUACCGACAUUUCUCACCGGAGUUGUUUCAAAUUUCGUAUUUAGAGUUUGUCUAUGCAUGCCCAGGUUUUCGUAUAGACCCAUAUAACGGCACCUCCCUAUAUUCGGUAUUUUGAUGAUUUUAGCUACAUUAUUCUCCAGAUCACAUUUCCCCAAUGUAACGGCUACAUUCGGUAUUUUUAAGAUUUUAAAAGGAUUUUUUUUUUUUAAAUCUCCAAAUUCGUUCCAUAUUGUGGAGGGUAUUCAAAGUUCAGCCCAGCCGAACUUACUGCUUUUUGACUUGUCUUUUGUCUAGUAUAAAUUUUAGAAAUGUAAAAAAGUUUCUUAGCUACUUUAUUCAAAGACAAAAGACGACUUUUAAACAUUUCGAUGUUAGUCCUCAACGAAAAAGCCGAUAUUUCUAUCUUCCGAUUUUUAUCAAUCAGUUAAAAUCCGAAUUUCGAUUUUGCGUAUUCAAACUUAAUUCGAUAAAAAUUUAUGUAGAUUUUUUGAGGUGUAGUUCAACCAAACUUAUUGGGUAACUCUGG
Molecule: messenger RNA, 11928 nt
Organism: Musca domestica (house fly)
Lineage: Eukaryota; Metazoa; Arthropoda; Insecta; Diptera; Muscidae
Product: neurobeachin-like protein 1
Exons: 32
Coding region: 176-8494 (2772 amino acids)
Biological process (GO): intracellular protein localization
Cellular component (GO): cytosol; membrane
Molecular function (GO): protein kinase binding
Source: RefSeq, a predicted model, not a curated record